This is a messenger RNA of Caenorhabditis remanei, 483 nucleotides long. RefSeq lists its product as uncharacterized. The transcript has 4 exons. NCBI's taxonomy places the organism in Eukaryota, Metazoa, Nematoda, Chromadorea, Rhabditida, Rhabditidae. Bases 1 to 483 code for a protein of 160 amino acids. The record is from RefSeq and is a predicted model, not a curated record. Gene Ontology annotation, molecular function: acyltransferase activity, transferring groups other than amino-acyl groups.
AUGUCGACAGUGUGUGCAAACGGAGAACAACCUGGAACGCGUGCGCAAAGUAACUCUGUCAUUCUUCGAGAAGUCACACAAGAAAUUAAUUCGACGCUCGUUGAAUCUGUAUUUCCAAACAUUUUUCACGAGAAUCUGUUUGAUAUUGCUUACAAAAUGGGAGAGUUAGUUCGAAUCGCCUACAUUGAUGGUAAACUUGCUGGUUUCCUUAUUUGUGAAUUGGAAAACGGAGUGGUGUACAUAUCGUUGAUUGGAGUUCGAGUCGAAUACAGAAGACAAGGAGUCGGUUCAGCACUCAUUCAAUACGCGAUUUCAUUCGUCAGAGCCUUGAAGAAAGAUAUUCAAUUGCAUGUAGAAGUCGGCAAUACCACUGCCCAGCAGUUUUACAAACAACACGGUUUUAUUGAAACUGAGAGAGACGACACCUACUACGACGAUCCACCAAGAGCGGCUUUCGUUUAUACGAAGAAAUUUAAUGAAUAA